Molecule: messenger RNA, 4342 nt
Organism: Phyllostomus discolor (pale spear-nosed bat)
Lineage: Eukaryota; Metazoa; Chordata; Mammalia; Chiroptera; Phyllostomidae
Gene: ELK1
Product: ETS transcription factor ELK1
Exons: 6
Coding region: 261-1541 (426 amino acids)
Biological process (GO): cell differentiation; regulation of transcription by RNA polymerase II
Cellular component (GO): nucleus
Molecular function (GO): sequence-specific DNA binding; DNA-binding transcription factor activity, RNA polymerase II-specific
Source: RefSeq, a predicted model, not a curated record
ACGUGAGCUGUGGGGAAAAGGCAGGGGCGGCUUCUAGGUGUUGCCGCUGCCGCUGCUGCCACAGCCACCACCACCAGCCACCACCACCGUCACCACCGCCACCGCCGCCUUGGAACCCGGGCCUGGGGGGCGGUGGGGCCGCGCAUGGAGCCCCCGCCCCCCGGAGCUGCCAACGCUGCCGCUGCCCUAAGCACAGACUCUUGGCUCUGAGCCAUCUACCCUCCAGGUACCCCUGGGAUGGCGUGAACACUACUCCAACGAUGGACCCUUCUGUGACGCUGUGGCAGUUUCUGCUGCAGCUGCUGAGAGAACAAGGCAAUGGCCACAUCAUCUCCUGGACCUCACGGGAUGGUGGUGAGUUCAAGCUGGUGGAUGCUGAGGAGGUGGCCCGGCUAUGGGGACUGCGCAAGAACAAGACCAACAUGAAUUAUGACAAGCUCAGCCGGGCCUUGCGGUACUACUAUGAUAAGAAUAUCAUCCGCAAAGUGAGUGGCCAGAAGUUCGUCUACAAGUUUGUGUCCUAUCCCGAGGUUGCAGGGUGCUCCACUGAGGACUGUCCACCCCAGCCUGAGGUGUCUAUUACCUCCACUGUGGCAAAUGUGGCCCCCGCUGCUGUACAUGCCGUCCCUGGGGAAUCUGCCUCUGGGAAGCCAGGAACACCCAAGGGUGCAGGAAUGGCAGGCCCAGGUGGUUUGGCGCGAAGCAGCCGGAACGAGUACAUGCGCUCAGGCCUCUAUUCCACCUUCACCAUCCAGUCCCUGCAGCCACAGCUACAGCUGCCCCUGCAUCCGAGGUCCAUCUCAGUGCUUUCCAAUACAGCCUCAGCAGGAGCAGCAGUGCCCCCUUCGGGGAGCAGGAGCACCAGUCCAAGCCCCUUGGAGGCCUGCCUAGAGGCCGAAGAGGCUGGCCUGCCUCUGCAGGUCAUUCUGACCCCGCCCGAGGCCCCGAACCUUAAAUCAGAAGAGCUGAAUGUGGAGCCCGGGUUGGGCCGGCCACUGCCCCCAGAAGUGAAAGUAGAAGAGCCUAAGGAAGAGUUCAACACUGCAGCCAGUGGGGAGGCGGGGUUUGUGCCGGAACCCCCUAGGCCCGGGCGGGAAGUCCCUCCUGCAGUUGUUAUGGAGACCGCAGCACCCUUGGGCAGCCUCGGGGCUUCCACAGCUUCCAGCACAGAGAUCCCCCAGCCUCAGAAGGGCCGGAAGCCCCGGGAUCUGGAGCUUCCACUCAGCCCUAGCUUGCUAGGUGGGCCAGGACCCGAACGGACUCCAGGAUCGGGAACUGGCUCCGGUCUGCAGGCGCCUGGGCCGGCAUUAACGCCAUCCCUGCUACCUACGCACACAUUGACCCCGGUGCUGCUGACGCCCAGCUCGCUGCCCCCCAGCAUUCAUUUCUGGAGCACCCUGAGUCCCAUUGCUCCCCGUAGCCCGGCCAAGCUCUCCUUCCAGUUUCCAUCCAGUGGCAGCGCCCAGGUGCACAUCCCUUCCAUCAGCGUGGAUGGCCUCUCCACCCCCGUGGUGCUCUCCCCAGGGCCCCAGAAGCCAUGACUACCACGACUACCACCACCACCACCACCACCACCUUUUCUGGGGUUACUCACACCCUGAACUUCUCUCCAGCCAACUGUCUCAAGAACAGACUCGUGCUAUAGUCAUGGUGGGGUGGGGAUUCUUAGGAAGAAAGAUUUCUCAAUAAUUUUUCCAUAGAAAGAUUAUCUAUUCUCUAUUCUUGGUCAGUCUCCCAGUGGCCGCACUUAUACAUCUCCUACUGCAGUAGUGGGGAUGGUUUAUUUAUUUAUUUUUUGAUGGCCACUGGGAGGAGCCUGGCCCAACUCUUUUCGGGGCAGUGGUGAGGACAUCUCCAGCUUCACAUUUUGUCCCCCAAGAUGAGACAGUUGGGGUCUGGCUUGAGAAGGACCUUUCUUUAUUUAUUUCUCAGCCUGCCCUUGGGAAGCUGAGGGAGCCUUGUCUCCAUUUUGGGGUGUGGGUAGAAGAGCUAGCAUGCUGUGGUUUCUUAUUCCUGGCUGUCCCCAAGGGUCCAGGAAGAAUUUGUGCCAUUAAAAUGGUUUUGGAGUCUUGACCAAGUCAGACUCACCCUUGGAAUAGCAAUUCUCACCACCACCCCCCAGCCUUUUUCUCAGACAGCCUGUCCUUUAUCAGCCACCUUUUUGGCCUGGGAUGAAUGCCCCUUUUAUUCUUCUGCCCCUGAGAAGCCAUUCCCAUAUCUGCCAAACUCCUGGGGUCCUGCCUCUUACCUCCCAAUGGAGGGUUAUUUGGGGGAGUAGUCCCCGUCUGGGGGACCCUUCCAGCCAGUACUCCAGGUCUCCCUGUCCCCUACCCUCUGCCAUUUUGAUAGUAUAAUCUAUUUUUAAACAGGGCUUUUCGAUAGGGGAGAGGGGUCAUCUCUUCCUAUAUCUGAGAUGGGGUAGGUGGGAAGGAAGGGAUGGGGGUGUAUCUUCCUGCCGCCCCCAACUGUUUAUUUUUGAUACCAAAUGUGUAUUUUCAGCUCCCUCCCUCCCAGCCCCCCAAUUUCCUGCGGGCGGGUACAAAGGACCCUUUAAGUGUCCCUGGAGUUGGGAGGGAGGAAUAGAGGGGCAUAAAGCCUGUCCCGUAUGAUUUCCAGGCUGGAAAGGGUGGGUUCAAAGGACUCCUGGCUCACCACCUGUCAGCACUGGCCCAGCCCAGGCCUGGAGACCUGGGGGUUGGUGAUUUGGGGGACGGUGCUACACCUGUCUCCACUGUUCAAUUUACUUCCCCCAAAAUGGAUCAUUUUUUUUCUAAGAGUCCCAGAGAAUAGGGAAUUGUUCCUGUAAAUAUAUAUUUUUAAAGGUGAUGCUGGAGGCUGCUAGCAUUUCUUUUCCUGAUGUUAUGAGGGCUCAGCGUGACUGGCAUUGCCGUGCAUAAAAGGUGAUGAGGGUGUGAGAUUGACUGUGAGAGAGAGUGUGUGAUUUCUGCAUCAGAAACAGUAGAGACUGCGGCUUGGUAACUGGGUGUGAAAAAGAAACUGUACAAAUCUGUGGUUGCGUGUAUCUGUGUGUGAAAUCAUGUGUGAGAGAGUAGAAGUUACAACCACAAACUUGACAUUGUGUUUGUGUGAGAAAUUCACUGUACAAACGAAUGAAUAAGAUACUAUACAAGAAACUGGUGAUGCAUGUGAAGUAAUAUUUAUGAAAAGAUAGUAGGGACUGCAUACCAGCCACUGUUUGACCAGGUGAUGGUGAACAAGACAAAUGGAGUGAUCAAAAAAAGGUGUGAGAGCCUGUCAGCUUGUCAGGGACUAUAUGUAGGCAAAAAACUUCAUGGUAUGUAAACAGGUAUCUCAGUGUUGGGAGGUGGAUUGUGUGUGAAACUGUUCAUGCAAGGCUGUUGUAUCAGUUAAAGUCAUGGGAGUAUAUGUGCAAAGUUGAUUGUAUGAGAGAAAAUGGCUGUGAGGCCAAAUGGCUGCCUGACACACAAAAUAAUGAGAAUGCAUGAUUUAUGUGUAUGAAUAUUGUUCAUGUAAGAGUAGCAAAGACUGAGAAACAAAAAAUGGCUGGGGCUGGGAGAGUAUGAGAGGCUGCAAUUGUGUUUAUACAUGCGUGUGUGCAUUUAUACCUAGAACUAGUAAGAAAUUAAUCGACAGUUACUACUGCAGUCUAGCCCACAGGUUCAAGGACUGAAAGGAAGAGAAAUGAUGGGACUGAGUGUGUCUGAAAUGGUGCAAGAGGCCCCAUAACUGUAAGGUGAUAAGAAAUAAAGUCCACGCUGUGUGAAAGAAAAUUGAGCAGUCGUGUGAGAGUGUGGGUCUGUGAAACAUUUCAUAACAGAGUAUAAAUCAGACUAUAUUUUUUGUGAAAAACAGACUGCAAGACACUGAGAGACCAUGUGAUUGGUGUAUCCAGGAAACCAGCAAAGCUAUAGUUGAGCUUGAGGCUACAUGAUAAACUAACUGAUGAAAAUGAUGGUGUAAAAUGACUAAGAUGGACCCUGAGAGACUGUGUAUAAGGCUUACUGAGAACCUAGUACAAAUUGUGUAUUAGUGAUCACAGAUGUCAGAAACUGACUGAGGGAAAAAUAUCAUAACACUGAAUGGGUGACUGAGGCAGUACCUGAGAAACUGGCUGUGUGGCUGUGUGUAAAACUCUUUGCAAAACACUUUAUUAAAGCCUAUAAAUCAAAGACUGGUAUGUUGGAAGCUGCUUGAGAAGAAAUGUGAGACUAGGUGAGUAAGACAAUGUCUGAGAUACUGUGUGAUUAUGUAUAUGUGUGAAACUUAGUUAUAAUCAAACUGGAUAUGUGAAAUGGGGCCUUGAGUAUGAAGAAGUAGGGGAGAUGGUGAUUUUGUGUGUGUGUGUGUGUGUGUGUGUGUG